Molecule: messenger RNA, 990 nt
Organism: Caenorhabditis briggsae
Lineage: Eukaryota; Metazoa; Nematoda; Chromadorea; Rhabditida; Rhabditidae
Exons: 5
Coding region: 1-990 (329 amino acids)
Source: RefSeq, a predicted model, not a curated record
AUGAGCACCGAUAUUGAUUUUUCUGUUCCUAAUUGGCUAAUUAACUGGUACCAUUUAGUUGGUACUAUUUCAUUUUUUCUUAAUUCUGGGUGUAUUUAUAUAAUACUUUUCAAGUCUGAUCAAAUUGACAAUUUUCGAUAUUUUCUGUUAAUUUUUCAGAUAUUCUGUACAAUUACAGAUUUCCAUAUAACUUUUCUAAUGCAACCCAUUCCUUUGUAUCCAGUGUUAGGGGGUUACUGUAAUGGAUUUCUUGCAGUCUAUUUUGAUGUUUGGGCUCAUUAUUUGAUGGCUUUUAUCGUGGCUUCAAUUGUGGCUCAAAUUGGAAGUUUGGCAUAUUGUUUCUUCAAAAAGCAUCAAACAAUUGGAAAAAUCAUGAAUAGACGUGUAGUUCCGCAAUUUCUUUUGGAUCUGGCCCAUCUGGGACUUCCGUUUGCUCCAGUUACUGUAUUUAUCCUUUUUCUCCAGACAGGAAUGAAACGAGACACUCAAAUGGCUUAUGUCAAAAAUAACUAUCUAAAAUACUAUGAGGAAUUCUCCAGAAUCUCUAAUUUCGCGGUUUAUGAAUUCAAUUCCUGGACGUAUUUCCUGGCGUUUGGUAUAUUUUCUGGAGGCAUCGGAUGUGGAUUUAUAUUUAUUUUUACCACUUUUGACAUGUUAAACUUUUUGAAGAAUUCACGGAUUCGACGAAAAAUUUCAAGUGCGAAUUUCAAGAGACACAAAGCUGCACUGAAGAGUCUAAUAGCGCAAUUCGCAACUUCAUCGCUUUGUUUGAUUCCGCCAACUUUGUAUCUGGUGGCAGUUAUGAGUUCAAUUAAUUAUGCUCAGGUCAUUGUACAAUUCCUCCUAGCCGUCUUCUCCCUACACUCGUCUGUAAAUGCUGUCGUUCUAGUUCUCACAACUCCGCCGUACCGGAAUUUCGUUUUAAGAAAACAACCGAAGCGGAAUCUAAUAGUCGCUCCAGUUUCCGUCAGUCAUCUUUCCGCCACUUGA